AUGGGCACGACUUCGAUGCAGAAGAGCUGGCGCAAGGCGUGCGGCGCGAUCAAGGACUCCACCACCGUCGGCCUCGCCAAGGUCAACAGCAGCCGCGACGAUCUGGACGUGGCCGUGGUGAAGGCCACCAGCCACGUCGAGCGCCCGCCCAAGGACCGCCACCUCAGAUUUUCCUGUUCUGACCAAUCGUGCAUUCCGCGCCACGGUGCGGUCGUCGUCGUUGCAGAGAUCAUCGGCGCUCGCUCCCGCGCCGACGUCUCGUACUGCGUCCAGGCCCUCGCCAGGCGCCUGGCGAACACGAGCAACUGGGUGGUGGCGCUGAAGGCGCUGGUGGUGAUCCACAGGGCGCUCCGGGACGGCAGCAGCGGCGCGUUCGCGGAGGAGCUGCUGGGCCACGGGCGGCAGAGGGGCCAGACGCUGCAGAUGUCGAGCUUCAAGGAUGACUCCAGCCACCUGGCCUGGGACUGCUCCGCGUGGGUGCGCACCUACGCGCUCUUCCUCGAGGAGCGGCUCGAGUGCCUCGCCGUGCUGCGCUACGACGUCGAGGCGGAGCGGCUCAGGCCUCCGGCGCCGGCGGCGUCGGAGAGGGCGCCUCCCAAGGGACAGAGCAGGACGAGAAGCCUGGGCAAAGACGAUCUCCUUGAGCAGCUGCCGGCGCUUCAGCAGCUGCUCUUCCGGCUCGUCGGCUGCCAGCCUGAAGGAGCAGCGUUUGGAAACUACCUCAUUCAGUAUGCUCUAGCUCUGGUGAUGAAGGAGAGCUUCAAGAUUUACUGCGCGGUCAACGAUGGGAUCAUCAACCUUGUGGAUGUGUUCUUCGACAUGAACAAACUUGAUGCUAUCAAAGCUCAGGACAUCUACAGAAGAACCGGAAAUUUGCCACCGCCAUCGUUUCUUGCGACGAUGGAAGAGUACAUUAGAGAAGCCCCCAGAACUAUGCAUGCUGUAAAUAAGACCAUCGAAUACCGGCAGCUGGAGUUCGUCGCAGACCAGGAAGAACAACCAACACCUCAGGCACCCUGCGAGGCCGCGUUCGAAGAACUUGCCGUGGAGGAACCGCUGCCGGAGCCAGUAGACGAAGAACCCCAUCCUGUAGCUGAGGCUGCAGUUGAACCGGAACCUACCACGACCACUUUCGAUUUUCUGGGUUUACACGAGGUGAGCUCUGCUGCCUCUGAGCUCGAGGAGAGCAAUGCGCUGGCGCUAGCCAUUAUGGCACCAGGUGGUAGGAGCAACGCAUCUCCCUCUGCUGCCUUUGACAUGGCUGGAUCUUCAGGCUGGGAGCUGGCGUUGGUCACGGCACAGACAGCCAGCAGCGGCAACCAAUUGACAGAGAUGAAGCUGGCUGGGGGUUUCGACGGCCUGCUGCUCGAAAGCCUAUACGAGGACGCGGCGAGGAGGCAGCAGCAACAGCAGGCGACCUACACUACAGAUCCAACUGGGGACCCAUUUGCCGCGUCGACAAGUGUCGCGCCACCGACUGAUGUUCAGAUAUCCAUGAUGGCACAUCAGCAGCAAGAGCUGUUUGGGAUGCCAUUGCAGCAGCCUCAGUCGUAUGCUGCUGCCGCACCUUGUCAGUCUCAGGCCAAUCCUUUCGGUGACGCCUACUCUGCUAUAUUGCCCCUGCCCCAGGGCAACCCCUUCCAGGGCAGCUUGAUCUGA
This is a messenger RNA of Lolium rigidum, 1659 nucleotides long. RefSeq names its product putative clathrin assembly protein At5g57200. Gene Ontology annotation, molecular function: clathrin heavy chain binding; 1-phosphatidylinositol binding; phosphatidylinositol-4,5-bisphosphate binding. Lineage: Eukaryota; Viridiplantae; Streptophyta; Magnoliopsida; Poales; Poaceae. The record is from RefSeq and is a predicted model, not a curated record. Gene Ontology annotation, biological process: clathrin-dependent endocytosis; vesicle budding from membrane; clathrin coat assembly. Bases 1 to 1659 code for a protein of 552 amino acids. Gene Ontology annotation, cellular component: clathrin-coated vesicle; clathrin-coated pit. The transcript is spliced from 10 exons.